This is a messenger RNA of Sycon ciliatum, 957 nucleotides long. RefSeq lists its product as uncharacterized. The record is from RefSeq and is a predicted model, not a curated record. Lineage: Eukaryota; Metazoa; Porifera; Calcarea; Leucosolenida; Sycettidae. Bases 1 to 957 code for a protein of 318 amino acids. The transcript has a single exon.
AUGUCUCAUGACAGUUAUGUACAGAAAGCGAAUGUCAUGUUGGAGUGUCGGGAUAGUUAUGAGCGCUGUGACGUGAAGGUAGAAGACCUUGACAAACACACACGCAAGAAAGUCGCUGAGAUCACCCAACACAAGCUACCACAACCACUCGCCAAAGCCAUUCUCCCACAUAACUCACGACUGAGCCAAUUCUACGGUCUACCCAAAGACCACAAGCCAGGUCUUCCGCUGCGCCCAGUUGUGUCUACGUGCGGUUCGUCAAUGGAUAAUGUCUCCUUGUUACUGGAACGUAUCCUCAAUCAGUUGUUGAAGUUCGUUCCAGCACAUUUGACCAGUACAAAGGAGUGUAUUGACGUGUUUAGUGAUGUUGGUGUUCUUCCCGAUGAUUGUAUCAUUGCCUCACUGGAUGUUGUCUCGUUGUAUUCUAACAUACCAGUUGUCGAGAGCAUUGAUGUCGUCAUGGAGUUCUUGGAGUUGCAUCGGAAGGAAGUAGAUAUGUUUCACCUGUCACUGUCGGAUGUUCGGGAGCUCCUGUCAGUCGUGUUAUCGUCCAACUACUUCGAAUUUGACGGUGUCCAGUACAGGCAGCGGAAAGGCCUGGCAAUGGGCAACCAUCUCGCACCCCCAAUGGCAAUCAUUUUCAUGUCGAAGCGGGAGUCGGAGGCGAUGGCUAUGUUUCCGUGGAAGCCUCGCUUGUAUCGUCGCUACAUCGAUGAUUGUCUGGUAGUAUGGUGUCAUGGUCUUGUCAAGUUGAUGAAGUUCGUGCAGUACUUGAGCAGCAGACACCCAGACAUACGCUUCACAGUAGAACACACCCAGCAGAAUGUCUCGCACACAGUGAGCUACCUCGACUUGUCUAUUUCUGUGGCGAGUGGUGUUGUGCAGUGGGAGUUGUUCGUUAAGCCCAGUCAUAGUGGUGUCCAUCUAUGGUACGAGUCUUCAUUGCCAUUGGGGUGA